CCGGCUGAAAUCGAUGUGUUAGUAGGAAAGGACCGAGAGGGUUUCUUCACCAGUGGGCUGACCUUAGGUGGUAAAAAGUGCUCAGUAAUCAGAGACAGCCUGCAAAUUGAAAACGACUGGACAAUGGACAUCCGGACAAAGAGUCAAGGAGGGGAGCCAACAUACAAUAUUUCUGUAGGCAAAGCAGGCAAAGUCUUGGUCUUGGUAAUGGGCAAAGAAGGGGUCCAUGGAGGCGGAUUGAAUAAGAAGGCAUACUCGAUGGCAAAAUACUUGAGGGAUUCAGGGUUUUAGAUUAGAAGUAGCUUUUGUGGCGUAGCAGAGGAAAUACAAAAA
Messenger RNA from Cyprinodon variegatus (sheepshead minnow), 333 nucleotides. RefSeq names its product profilin-2. Gene Ontology annotation, molecular function: actin binding. The annotation marks the transcript as partial. The transcript is spliced from 2 exons. Gene Ontology annotation, cellular component: cytoplasm. Gene Ontology annotation, biological process: positive regulation of actin filament bundle assembly; actin cytoskeleton organization; regulation of actin filament polymerization. The record is from RefSeq and is a predicted model, not a curated record. NCBI's taxonomy places the organism in Eukaryota, Metazoa, Chordata, Actinopteri, Cyprinodontiformes, Cyprinodontidae.